AUGGUCUAUUUCGCUCUUCUUACGACAAGUGCCAUCGCUGCAACCUCGUUCUUGCCAGCUACCGCAGGCGUUCAACUUGGCAACGGUGGUGGCGCGAUGUGGGCAGAUAAUUGCAGAUUUGGCGGAAACUACUACAAGGCGCGGGAGGCCAUCCCACCCAGGUGUGGCAGUGCGUGUGCAGGCGACUCGGUAUGCACGCACUGGGUAUGGAACAACCUCAACGGUGGCACUUGCUGGCUCAUGAGCGGUGCUCGAUCUGCCAAGACGGAGAAGUUGGCCACAAGUUGUGGCUACGUGGUCUCGAGCAACGCGCAAGUCCAACAAAGAGCCCCAGGCCAAGCAGCAUCUGCAGGCCAAGCACUAUCUGCAGGUCAAGCAGCCCCUCCAGCCCAAGCAGCGCCUUCGGCUCUAGUUUCGCCCAACAGCGGCCUCACCGCUGCUGAAAUGAACGAGAUGCUUCGACGCAUCAAUACCUUUCGUGCGCAGAACGGUCUCGGUGCACUCACUAUUGACAGACAGUUGGUGGCAGCGUCCGCUUCACAAUCUCAAGACCAGGCGAGGCGAUACCAGAUGACGCACGCGAGCUCGAACGGUCAGUCAUUGGGUGGCCGCAUCAGUGCACAAGGCUACGAUUUUGCGGUGGUGACGGAGAAUGUGGCCGCCGGCCAGACGAGCGUGGAGUCUGUGAUGACGUCGUGGCAGAACUCGCCAGAUCACCGCGCGAACCUUUUGGAUCCCGACGUGAUCAACGUCGGGUUUGCCAAGGUCGUCAACAGGGGUUGCAAUGGCUAUAAGACGUACUGGACGCAGGACUUUGGUCGUCGUGAUUAG
This is a messenger RNA of Peronospora matthiolae, 831 nucleotides long. The record is from the annotation of a GenBank genome assembly. NCBI's taxonomy places the organism in Eukaryota, Oomycota, Peronosporomycetes, Peronosporales, Peronosporaceae.